This is a messenger RNA of Cherax quadricarinatus, 1699 nucleotides long. RefSeq names its product oplophorus-luciferin 2-monooxygenase non-catalytic subunit. Gene Ontology annotation, cellular component: extracellular matrix. Gene Ontology annotation, molecular function: protein binding. The record is from RefSeq and is a predicted model, not a curated record. NCBI's taxonomy places the organism in Eukaryota, Metazoa, Arthropoda, Malacostraca, Decapoda, Parastacidae.
CUGUGACGAGUUAUCUUGCUGAGACACACACCGGGAGACACUGGCUGCUAGAUGGUGCUGAAGGUUGUGGUGACGUGUGUGGUGGUGCUCGGUGUGGUGGUGACUCCAGUCAUCACCAGCGAGGACCCCAUAUCACAGCCUCGGGACUGGCCAUGUCCCGAUGCUAACGAUUUCUAUCCAUGUCUGUGUAUCUACGAUGAACUUGACCACACUCUGAGCAUAGACUGCUCUUUAGUUGAAACCAAUGAAGAAUUAGCUCAAGCAUUUGAGAAUGUAGUGUUUCCCUUCACAUAUUUAAAGGAAUUUAAAUUAGAACAAGACGCAAAUCCCAACGUCUCACUAGACACAGUCGGCCUCAACACCUUCCAGGAUUUAACAUUUGAGCGAAUCAUUAUCAGCGGUACCAAGAUAGAAAUUAUAUUUGAGGAGGACUUUUACGGCUCCCACGAGACUCUCACAUACUUAAACCUCCAAAACAAUAAGAUAAAACACUUUCCUUUUAUUAGCGUUCAACUCUAUCCAUCGCUUCAGACGCUGAUACUUGAUGAUAAUCAGAUCCCAUCGCUGCCAGAAAUCCAGUCUGACUCACUGGAAAUUCUCAGCAUCAAUGGCAAUGGAGGAAUACAACUCGAUGACUUCCUUGGUCCACCAGCGUUACAGGAAAUAUAUUUGGCACGAAAUCAAAUCGAACUCCUCCAAGUUAAUUUCUUUUGGAAUUUACAAAAUCUUACUCUAGUAGAUCUGCAGAGAAAUGAGAUUUCUAUUUUGGAUGAAUACACUAUCGCCUCCCAGAGCAACGCCUUAGCCUCCAUUAAUCUGGACCACAACAAAAUCUCAAGUAUCCGCCACGACGCUUUUCACGGGUUGCUUCCUGAUGCUGUAGUCUCAAUGAGGAACAACACAGUAGUUGAACUGGACGAGGACUCGUGGAGUCACCUAUUUACUCAACUUGUACCUACGGGAACUCUUGACCUAGCAGAUAACCCUCUGAACUGUGGCUGCGACAUGGACUGGAUAAUGUUCUCUCCUAACCAAAUAGAUCUCAGAAUUUUCCCUGACACGACCACCUGUAGCAGUGGUAAUCAAAUCGUCGACCUUGACGUCCAGUUUUUCUGUGAUCGGUGUCUUCCCAAUAACUGCUCGACGCUGUAUCCUGCAGGCAAUGUACCCCAGAGGACCUAAUAUUGGUACUUGAUCAGUCGUCUUCAGUAUAAAGUGACUUUAACCAAACCUUGACCUGCCAUCUUCAGUAUGUUGUGAAUGGUUAACAUUCUAAGAGCCUAUACACGUAGUUUGAUUUAUUUGUAGUAUAGUUUUUUCCGUGUUAAUAUCUGCCUAUAUUGUCAACAUUUUUAAUUACUGUAAGGCAUGGAUGGGUUUUAUUCUGUGGUGUGUUAUAAGUGAGGCUGGGUAUAAGAAGAGUUGUGUGCUGUGACGAGUUAUCUUGCUGAGACACACCGGGAGACACUGGCUGCUAGAUGGUGCUGAAGGUUGUGGUGACGUGUGUGGUGGUGCUCGGUGUGGUGGUGACUCCAGUCAUCACCAGCGAGGACCCCAGAUCACAGCCUCGGGACUGGCCAUGUCCCGAUGCUAACGAUUUCUAUCCAUGUCUGUGUAUCUACGAUGAACUUGACCACACUCUGAGCAUAGACUGCUCUUUAGUUGAAACCAAUGAAGAAUUAGCUCAAGCAUUUGAGAA